UUUGCCUGACAGCAGUACUACCACAAACCUCGCGGUCAUUAUCAAAAAUUUCAUGCCAUGAAAAAAUGUUUCAUCACUAAAGUGUGAUUUUUUAUUAAAAAAAGAUCAGCGGGGCAUAAUGGAGACGUCCUCCAAGUUCUUUCUCACUGUACCAAAGCAAAAACUGAAGAGUAGCAGUAAUGAAACCUCUCCUCUUCUCCCUAAAUGUGCGGGUGAUGUGGGCCGAGAAUCUACGCCACCAUCAACUUCCUCAAGAAUCUGUGGAUUCCUCAGCCAGGUCACAGUCGAGCCUGUCGCUUUCUUGACUGCCGUGUGCCUCGGCAUAGAAAUGGUCUUCCUCGUCAACCUUUGGGUUGACAAAACGUGUCAGUAUCUUGGUUACAGUGAACAUAUUUGUCAGCAGUUGGACUCUGGAAGUUUCCCUACAGAGCAAGACGCCGUUCAGAGGAAAGUUAAUGAAUUGAAAAAUGUGUACGGUCUUUGGAUCAAGUACAUACCAGCUACGUUUGUUGUAAUAGUACUCGGAGCCUGGAGUGAUAUUCGUAACCGCCGACUGCCAAUAUUCCUCUCCACAUUUGGAUUAUUCUUGAAAGCUACGGGUAUCUUUUUAAACUCUUUCUGGCGAAGCCUACCUCCUGGGUACAUUUUGUUGGCGUUGGUGCCGACAGGAAUUUUUGGAGGCUUAAUGGCACUCAUUCAAGGAUGCAGCGCUUAUAUCAGCGUUAUUUCGUCCAAGAGAUCUCGCACCUUCCGCAUGGCUUUCGUGAACAUGUUAAUGCUCCUUGGUGCACCUGCUGGAAAUGCGGUCGGGACAUUCAUAUAUAACAGCUAUGGCUAUAAUUUCGUUUUCGGAGCAGAGAUUGUUAUAUACAUUGUUUCUAUGUUGUACAUUGUAGCCCGACUAGAGAAACAUCCAGGGACUGACUCCUUACGACACCAACCACAUUCGAGUGUGUUAAAGGUGUUGUCGCCGUCAAGUCUGGUGAAACCGUUCUCGGUGCUAUUCAAGAAACGUGAGGGAGGUGCACGAGGCCACAUCCUCGGUCAUGUCAUCAUCAUCUGGAUCCUCCUGUUUGAUACAGGAGUGAUGAACUUCGACUUCUUAUACACACGGAAGAUGUUUGGCUGGGACCACAACACAUUCACUAUCUGGUCCAUCACAAAGUCAGCUAUAUCGUGUUUAGGAACCAUAGUGGUCGUUCCAUUCCUGAGUUACGUGAAGCAAGUGAAUGACUCCGUGUUGGGCUUCAUGGGGGCUGCGUCCUUCAUGUUUCGUAACAUCAUCGCAGGCACGGCUCCUGCCCCAUGGGUCCUUUACAUAGCGGUGGUAGCAGGCGUCUUCACUAACUUUACCUUCUCGGCGUCCCGAGGGAGGCUCUCCAAGUUAGUGGCGGCCGAGGAGUUGGGGGCCAUCUUCGCUGUGGUGGCCAUGGGCGAGUCCAUCAUGCCCGUCAUAAAUGGACCCUCCUUGUCCUUCAUUUACAACGCCACGCUCGAGGUCUUCCCUGGCACCAUAUAUGCCAUCACAGGCAGCUUAUUCGCCGUCAUUUGUUGCAUCUACACUUGGUUACUGACUCGUCCUGAACAGCUACUGGCCAACUAACAAGUAGGGCGACCAGUCUCGUCUCCCGCCACAGAACCAGUUACCAACUCCUGUCUGUUACCAGUCGUUAGCUCAACCAGUCUCUCUUCUGUAUAGUGGCGUAUGUAUGGAAGAAACACAGAGAAAGUUGUGCUACCUUUGCCCCACCAAUAGUUACUCUACUCACUAGCACCAAAUAAGAAUUCGCUCAAUUGCAUACAAGGGCUGUUGAUUCCCGUUAACGUGACUUGAGAGUGAUAAAGGUAAUCCUGCCUCAGUGCGUCAGGUCUCUUUACAACUCAGGCGUAAACGACUCCAGCUAGAAGGGGAAGAGUUCCCUCGGGCCACCUCUUCCCAGCCGGGUUGUUAGGUAAAAUUCAGGUUAUCUAGUUUGAGCCCCUUCGUUCCCUACAUACAGUUACUCCUUAGCUUUUUUGUAGCGUGGUCGGCGGACUCUGUGCCCGGGACGUCCAGCCAGUGGGGCACAGGCGACGAUCUCGUAGGCUCACCCGGCAAAUCAGGGUACAACCAGCCGGUCAAUCCGAUCAUCGACCUGGAUGUUAGAUCCUACUGCUAUCAGUAACACCACCAGCCAUCAUCCAUUAGUCGCCAAGUUAACUUCUCGAAAACCUGGAAUAAUCCACCCAUUAACCACGGAGCAUACCCCCUUCCCCAUCCCUAUCUAAUCACUGUACGUAAUUGAACUGAACUUGUGAAUAAUGUCGAUGUCGGUCUCAAGAUAUGUGAGCACGUGAACCUUUUGUCCUGGGUCAAUGACUGGUCACAUAUUCAAAGCAGAAUAUUCCGAAAGUGUAAUGGUUACAUUUGUAAAUGAAGUGAAACUCAAAUUGGCGAAAUAAAAGAAUAAAUCUUGGAGCUCGUAUAUUUUGGCUGAAGAGAGUUCUAGUAUUUGGACUGAAAUAUAGCAGCUCCAAGAUUUAUUCUUUUAUUUCGCCAAUUUGGGUUUUAGCUUCAUCUACUGAUAUAUUUUAGAAUUUAUAACUAAUCAUAAACUUAACUAAAAUUUCAUGUACUGUAUUUUAUUUCUUAAAUACUACCUUACAGUUUACUUUAAGUCUACAUUAAACACAGUAUAUUUA
Messenger RNA from Homarus americanus (American lobster), 2682 nucleotides. Its product is annotated as proton-coupled folate transporter-like. Gene Ontology annotation, molecular function: transmembrane transporter activity. Gene Ontology annotation, biological process: transmembrane transport. The record is from RefSeq and is a predicted model, not a curated record. The transcript is spliced from 5 exons. The coding region runs from base 119 to 1603 and encodes 494 amino acids. NCBI's taxonomy places the organism in Eukaryota, Metazoa, Arthropoda, Malacostraca, Decapoda, Nephropidae. Gene Ontology annotation, cellular component: membrane.